GGCUAGGGAUGGGACAAUGCGGUGUUGGUGUCUGCAGUAUUCUGACUCCUGGACACCGGUGGCUGCAAGCUGCGCUUUUGGCGUCCUCUCAUUUUUCUAUCCUUAUCUCCGUCCGCGGCUGCCUUGGCCAGCCAGUUUUUGAUUUUUUAUCUGUUCCUUGAUCGAUACAACGAACCUAAGGACAUACAGGACAUUAAUACCCAACUGCCAGCUCUGGCCCAGGGCUUGUACUGUGCAGCGGGCUGGCUGCAGAAACUUAAGUCAUAACACUCUUUGUCGCUGAGGUCUGAAGCUCUCUGCACGUUCUCAUCCCUGGGAACGUGACCCCAGCAUCCGACGCCAAGAUGCCGGCUCACAUACUGCAAGAGAUCUCUGGCUCUUACUCGGCCACCACCACAAUCACAGCGCCACCUUCUGGGGGACAGCAGAAUGGAGGAGAGAAGUUUGAAAAGAAUCCUCACCACUGGGGAGCAGAUGUUCGCCCUGAAAUUAAAGAUGACCUAUACGACCCCAGCUACCAGGAUGAGGAGGGGCCCCCGCCCAAGCUGGAGUACGUCUGGAGGAACAUCAUCCUCAUGGCCCUGCUGCACAUUGGAGCCCUGUACGGGAUCACACUGGUCCCCUCCUGCAAGGUCUACACCUGCCUCUUUGCAUAUUUGUACUACGUAAUCAGCGCCCUGGGCAUCACAGCCGGGGCUCAUCGCCUGUGGAGCCACAGGACUUACAAGGCUCGGCUGCCCCUGAGGCUCUUUCUCAUCAUCGCCAACACCAUGGCAUUCCAGAACGAUGUGUACGAAUGGGCCCGGGAUCACCGCGCCCACCACAAGUUCUCAGAGACACACGCCGACCCUCACAACUCCCGCCGUGGCUUUUUCUUCUCUCACGUGGGUUGGCUGCUUGUGCGCAAACACCCGGCUGUCAAAGAGAAGGGCGGAAAGCUGGACAUGUCUGACCUGAAAGCUGAGAAGCUGGUGAUGUUCCAGAGGAGGUAUUACAAGCCCGGCCUCCUGCUCAUGUGCUUCAUCCUGCCCACGCUGGUGCCCUGGUACUGCUGGGGUGAGACGUUUGUAAACAGCCUGUGCGUCAGCACCUUCUUACGGUACGCUGUGGUGCUCAACGCCACCUGGCUGGUGAACAGCGCCGCCCACCUCUAUGGAUAUCGCCCCUACGACAAGAACAUCAGCUCUCGGGAGAACAUCCUGGUGUCGAUGGGAGCUGUGGGCGAGGGCUUCCACAACUACCAUCACGCCUUCCCCUAUGACUACUCUGCCAGUGAGUACCGCUGGCACAUCAACUUCACCACGUUCUUCAUCGACUGCAUGGCCCUCCUGGGCCUGGCUUAUGACCGGAAGAGGGUGUCCAAGGCCGCUGUCUUAGCCAGGAUUAAGAGAACUGGGGAGGAGAGCUGCAAGAGUGGCUGAGUUCGGGGUCUUCCAGUUCCUGUUCCAAGAGCCGGCUUGGCAGAGGCUUACUGUUCUGUUAAUUAACUACUGAGUAUUGCUACCCAGAUGCUAAAAUGAUGAAGUUAACCCAUUCUGGUACAGUAUUGUAAAACGGACAAAUAUCGGAAGUCAACAGCUCUACCUUUUGAUGCUAAGCUGUUCUCCCCUUCUAUCUUCUUUUCCCGUUGUCUUUUUCUUCGCUUUGUCCCCAAUGACCUCACCCCUCAUCGCCUCCCCUAAGCCAGCAGCCACUCCGCUGUAGUUCAGAGUUCACCUUCCAGAGCGUACCAGCUUUUCAAGGGUCUACAGUAAAGGUUCACGCCCCAGCCCCAACUUAACGUUGCUCCAAGUUACAGAUAGAAGAAAAAUCUUGAGAAAUUUCUCCUGUUAUUUUAGUCCAGACUUUGCCAGAUGGAAUGGGAGAAAAAAUAGUUUUAUUUGGCAGAGAGCUUGCGAAGUGGGUAAAUCUUAAGGGGCCAAAUUCAACACUCGGGCUGUGAUUCAUCAAAAUUGUGGGAGAGGGGGAUCUCCUGUGAUCAGGCUCCGCUCCGUCUGGCCGAGGUGCUGGCGUCUCUUGACACAGCGUGCCUCCUCUCCUAAUUCUGAUUGGGUGACAGCCGUGGAACUUUGUGACACUAAAAUAUGGCAACACAUCGGUAUCUCAGUGUACUUUAGGCUAAAGAUUUAAAAAAAUAGAGAAGUGAAAAACAAUUUGUAGGAAAAGUGGUCUUUCCUAAAAUAAGAUUUUCUUUUCCUUUCAUAACAAGGACCUGGGGCCAGGCGUCGUGGCACGCGCCUCAAAACAGUUGAGAGGAGAGGGGCAGGUGGGUCUCUGAGUUUGAAGCCAGCCAGGGCUAGAUAGUGAGGCCUUGUCUCAAAUAGAAAAGCCAACAAUUAGCAGGACACACGGAGCCGGGGGUCCUCUUGCGAGGCGUGUCUGGAAUCCAUGAGGGCGGUCGCUCGUGGUUUUUGAGCUUCCUGUGAGCUGCACCCCCAGACACUUGUAAUUCCUGUUCUUCCGUCUUUCGGAUGCAGGUUGCUCCCACAAAUUCAGGAUAGCUGUGGCGUUUCCAUGCAUCCCACAAUGGAAGGAGUGUAAGACUUGAGCUUGAGUCACAGCUAAAACCCAGAAGACACAAAGUCAGUCUGUCCUGGAUCCUACAAACACUCAACGAGUGCCUCCCUCUGGAAAAGAUGGUGAACACCUUCCUUCCACUGUUGGGCAGUGGACAGGGAAGUUGGAGGUCGCUGUAGGCAGCUCCAAGGUUUCUAGGGGCACCUUGCCAGGGGACCUCACAACUUUGGCGGUCUCUAGUGGAGCAGGUUAGGUUUUAGCUCCCUUUGGUCCCGCUGUGCUUUGUGGUAAGGCUUUUCCCUGGGCUGUUGCCUCAUUCCUCACUAGCUCUGUGACCAGGUAGGACUCUGGGAUACAUGGCUGAAAGCUCUUUGCUCUACCACAUCUGCCUCUCUUUCCCUACCCAUUUUUUUGUGUUUCGGGGUGGUAUUUUUGUGGUGGUUGUUUUGUUUUAUUUCUUCUUUCCUCUUUGACGUUUAGUCUUGCUCUAGGCAGAAACGUCCUGGAUAUUUACGGUCAGUAAAGAUGUCCGGUCCCAGCAGAGAUACAACCUCUAUCUGCAGUAGGUAGAGAAGGCUGUCCCUUUCCGGUGGCUUUCAGAUUCUCCACCUCUAUCCCUCCCAGGCCUCUGAUAUUCUUUAAACUUUAAAGGAAAAGUUUGGCCGACUUUCUAGAAACAUCCCUGGCUCAGAGAGGCUCUCUGUCUCCUCGGUUGUUCUAAAACAAAUGGUCCGGGUGGUGUGGGUGCUGGCCCAAGACUCGAUUCCUCUGAGUUAGGGCAGAGCAUGCUCCCUGCACUCAGCAAAGCCUCUCGGGCUGAUCAGUGCUCCUGGGUGAUGCUGUGGUGCUUUUAGGAGGAAGACAGUGUUGGCUGGCUGGAAAGCACGACAGUUAAGGUUGUGUUCUUAAGUGCCUCAGUUUGAAAGCUUUGGCUAGGGUAGGAGAUCUGAGAUGCCGUGGACUUUGCAGAAGAGAUUUUGUGCAGCAACGCAGAAGCCUGGCUGUGUUAAGAUUGGCUGUACAGGAUAGCGAAUGCUGUGGUUGGAGGGCACAGUCUUCCCGUGUUAGUUAAAUAGAGAGGCUUUAGGACGUCUCUGCGCCCACUUGAAGGUAGCCUUAUCCUUUAGCUGUUCGCUAAAAUAGAAUCCUUGAGAGAUGACAAUAUAUUUGCUGGCCUGUCGCCCUAUUCCUUGGAGAGGCCUUUUGAAUGGUUUUAAUUCCACUGGUUAUCCGGUGCCCACUUAAUCAAAUGUGAAAAAUAAAAGCAGCUCUCUUCUUAGCCUGCCCCGUGGAUCUGAGGACCCCGUUAGAUACAGCUGUCGGUAAGGGUGUACCAGCUCACUAAGAAACACUACUGUCAAGAUUUUAAAGCUCAGACCAAGUGACACGUUAAUAAGAAACUAAGAUCUGAUUGAAUUUUCUAACAGUCCUUGCCUCGUGGACACGCUAAAAUUCGACUUGGGUGCCUUACCUCUUUUCUAGCUAGUGUUACUCAUGGGCCUGCGCUCCCUUCCUCUGCGGAUUCCUUAGAACCGGAGAGCCUGUAAGUGUGACAGGCUCAAAACUGGCCUGGCUGGAGGGUUAGGUGGACUUUGAUCUGCAGUGUUCCCUCUGGGGUCUUCGUUUGGGGAAUAUUUCUUGGGGCUGUUUUGCUGAAGUGCCCGUAGCUGAUGGAUGGUGGAAGUAAUUUGAACGUACGCGAUUUGUAGGUUUUGUUAUUUGUUUUAAGAUUUAAAGGCUGGUUGUAGCAUUUAAAGUGAAAGCUUUUUCUUCCUGGUUUGCUAGUGUUCUGCGUGUCUUCUUUAGUUGAAAUAGGUUAGUGGAGAAGUUAAGAAAGCGGUGGCCGUGUUACGCUGGUGGUGAAGGCCAGGGCCGCCUACAAACUCUCAGUUUUGUUUUGUUUUGUUUUUUUUAUAACAGUCCCACUCUGACAAUAAUGAGUUCACUCCUUGGAUAAGGUUGUUAAUGAGGGAAGAGCCCUUCAGACCUAAUCAGCUCUUACUGGACCCAGCUGUCAACACUGUUGCAUUGGGGAUUAAGUUUCCAACCCGUGAAUCAUGGGACAGACUCAAACCGUAGCACUGGGCAUGUCGCCUAACAAUAUAAUGUGACUCAGUAUUCUGUGAGACAUGGGAUAAUAUUCCUGACCUACCUCCACGGGUAGGUGCGAGCAUGAGCAAAUGCUCUUUAUAAAACAUUUGGGGAUCCUCAGCAGAGGAGUAUUUAAGUCCUGCACAUUUUUAUAGUAACCGUCCACCAUGGACUUGACACGUGCCUAUGUCCCAGACGACAUUGUUAAUCUACAUCAUUCUUCUCAGAGGUUGAAUGGAUGCAUUAGAUAAUGUAUACUCAUUGCUAUGGAAACCUGCAGGACUCCUUUUCCUUCCUUGGGUGGGAUUUUUUUUUCCUUUAUUAUGUGCAACAGUAGCUAUUUGUAAUCUAAUAAUUUUCAUUAAUACCAACUCUGAAAGUAUUUCUACUCAUCUGAGGUUGUGUUUGUUCAUAAUAAAAUGAAAUGGAUCUGACUGC
Molecule: messenger RNA, 5046 nt
Organism: Rattus norvegicus (Norway rat)
Lineage: Eukaryota; Metazoa; Chordata; Mammalia; Rodentia; Muridae
Gene: Scd2
Product: stearoyl-Coenzyme A desaturase 2
Exons: 6
Coding region: 345-1421 (358 amino acids)
Biological process (GO): lipid metabolic process; fatty acid biosynthetic process
Cellular component (GO): endoplasmic reticulum membrane
Molecular function (GO): acyl-CoA desaturase activity; stearoyl-CoA 9-desaturase activity; oxidoreductase activity, acting on paired donors, with oxidation of a pair of donors resulting in the reduction of molecular oxygen to two molecules of water
Source: RefSeq, marked provisional